UAUCUCUAUGUUUGUCGUUAUCACUAUGUUUCUGUGAUUCUUCUGUUCCAUUCAAUUAAAACCCUGAUGCCAAAACCAACAUCCGUUCAACGUGUCCUGUGCUGCGUAAGUUGUUUUCUCUGUUUCGAUCAAACUUGACCAGUUUGGCGAUUCUGUUGAUUUAAGACAUGUUUGGAGUGUGUUCAUAGGUAAUCGAUUAAGCUUGGAUUUAAUCUACCUGGAACAUCGUUUUUUUUUUUUUUUGAGUUAUUACCCUUCACAAGGUGCCUGUUGUUGUAUUGGACUGUGUCUGGAGAGGAGAACCAAAGAUGUCUUCCGAGAACCUUAUAGAAAUCUUGGAGGAAGGUCACAAAGUCGAUAUACUCAAGUACAUUGAUUAUGUCAGUUCCCCUCAAGCCGGUGCUAUAGCCACAUUCUCAGGCACUACAAGAGACAUGUUCCAAGGCAAAGCAGUCUUGGAGCUAAGGUAUGAAGCAUAUGUGCCAAUGGCCACACGAUGCCUCAGCUCCAUCUGUACAGCCGCUAGAUCAAACUGGGACAUCCACAAGAUUGCUGUUGCUCACCGUCUAGGACCAGUUCCCGUUGGAGAAACCAGCGUCUUCAUCGCUGUCUCGUCUGUUCACCGUGGGGAUGGUUUGGAUGCUUGCAAGUUCUUGAUCGACGAGCUCAAGGCAACGGUUCCUAUAUGGAAGAAAGAGGUGUACAGUAAUGGAGAGGUUUGGAAGGAGAAUAGUGAGUUUCUAGAGAAAAGAGACGGCUUGGUGAAGAAACCUGUGGUUGGAGAACAUAAAAGAAGUUGCUGUGGAAGUAAAGUUAGAGUACAAGAAGAAGAAGAGCAUAAAGACAUAGCAAGAGAUAACAGUUCUUCUUGAUUACUAGUACUUGUAGCAAAGAGCAAUGUUUAGUUUGUCUCUCUCAAUAAGCAAAAUGUCUUAAAACACAUUGUUGAAUCUAAAGACUUUAAAUUCAAAUUUAGUUUGCAAA
Raphanus sativus (radish) is the source of this 984-nucleotide messenger RNA. Its product is annotated as molybdopterin synthase catalytic subunit. The transcript is spliced from 2 exons. NCBI's taxonomy places the organism in Eukaryota, Viridiplantae, Streptophyta, Magnoliopsida, Brassicales, Brassicaceae. Gene Ontology annotation, biological process: Mo-molybdopterin cofactor biosynthetic process. Gene Ontology annotation, molecular function: molybdopterin synthase activity. Gene Ontology annotation, cellular component: cytosol. Bases 309 to 872 code for a protein of 187 amino acids. The record is from RefSeq and is a predicted model, not a curated record.